This is a messenger RNA of Chlamydomonas reinhardtii, 3019 nucleotides long. RefSeq lists its product as uncharacterized. Gene Ontology annotation, biological process: protein processing. The record is from RefSeq and is a predicted model, not a curated record. Lineage: Eukaryota; Viridiplantae; Chlorophyta; Chlorophyceae; Chlamydomonadales; Chlamydomonadaceae. The transcript is spliced from 13 exons. Bases 225 to 2399 code for a protein of 724 amino acids. Gene Ontology annotation, cellular component: membrane; nucleus. Gene Ontology annotation, molecular function: aspartic endopeptidase activity, intramembrane cleaving.
AUAUGUAUGCUUCACAUAUCUUAACAUCACCCACACGCUAAUGUCGUCCACGGCACCACUUAGCCUCCCCGUUUAGGACAACGGCCUCUCACUGAGAAUAGGCCAACCUGGCUGAAACAUCUCCUCGCGGCUUUCCCGUUCGUCGUCGCUCAGGGUCGGUUGGAGCAGGAGCACUGGAUACAUUCGGGGUCGAGCCCGUGCCAGUGCGUGUGCCAGCCUCAGCCAUGGCCACCCCAUCCUUGCUGGAUGACCUGGGCGAGGAGGUCACUGGAAUCGUGGCCCCAGUCUCGCUCUGCAUGGCUGUGACCGUGCUGCUGGUUCGUCUGCUCAACCCGGAGGGCGUUUCAUCGUCUAAUACUGUGCUCAUUGCCAGUAUAGCGUACCAGGAGCAGGCAUCUGAUUCAUCCGGCAAGAAGUUUGGCGGCGCGUUGCUGAAUGCGUUGAUUUUCGUGGCCGUGGUGGCGGGAAUGACGGUGGUGCUCUUCUUACUGUUCAAGUACAAGUGCUACAAGUUCAUUUUCGCAUACAUGGGCUUCGCGGUGUUCAACAUCUUCUUCUUCAUAACGGGGGCGUUGUUCAUCCAGGUGAUGCAGGUCAUUGACCUGCACAUCGACGCCUUCUCACUCGCCUAUGGCUUAUUCAAUUUUUCAAUAGUAGGCACGUUAGGGCUGCUCUUCAUGCCCAUACCGCUGCUCUCGAAGCAGGUGUAUCUGAUCUGGGUCGGCAUCAUCGUGGCCUACAUCUUCACCUUCAUCCCCGAGUGGACGGCCUGGGUCAUCCUGUGCUUCAUGGCGCUGUACGACAUUGUGGCGGUGCUGGUGCCGGGGGGACCGCUCAAGGCCCUGGUGGAGCUGGCCAUUGAGCGGCAGCAGGAGCUGCCCGCCCUCAUCUACGAGGCCCGGCCCGCUGGCGGCCGCCCCUACGUGCGCGGCUGGGGCAACCGCGGCCAGCGCGGCGAGGGCGAGGAGGGCGGCCCGGAGGGCCCCGCCGGGCCUGACGGCCCCGGCGGCCCUGCCGCCAACGGGGCAGUGCCGGCGGCUCCGCCCAACGUGGUGCCGUCGCCGCACGCCAACGGCCGCGGCCCGCGGCCGGUGGCGGAGGCGUCCUCGCCCGCGGCGAGCCUGGAGAUGCGGCAGCCCACCACACGUGCCGUGCACGGGCAGGGGGCCGCGGCGGGGGCAGGGGCGGUGUUUGACCCGUAUGAGGCGCCGGGCAGCCCCGGCGGCACGGGGCGGCGCCGCGCUGGCGGCGUGAGCGGUGGCGGCUGGGCGCAGGCGGCGACGACGCGUGUGGCACCGGCCGUGGGGGCGGGCGCCGCGGACUUUACUGGGCAGACGCAGGUGCAGCCGAUGAGGCUGUCGAUGGCGGGUGAGGCGGACGCGGCGAUGGAGGCGCAGUGGCAGCAGCAGCCGCAGCGCCGCCGGCAGCGGAGCCAGGGCGGCGGCGCCGGCUCAGGGCCGCGGCCGGUCGCGGAGGGGCGGGAGCAGGGCGAGUGGCAGCCGCUGCCGGCGGCACCCGAGGGCGGCGCGGCCGGCGCCGCGCUGCGCGUGCGCCCCGGCGGCCCCGGCCUGUCCGAGCCUGUUGCCGCCGACAGCGGUCGCUCCAGCCCGCGCUCGCACACCUCCAUGGAGCCGCUGCUCAACCAGCGCGCGGCGGCGGCGGCGGCGCUGGACAGGGACCUCAAGGACUUUGACGGCGCCGCGGGCCCCAGCAGCCGCGGCCGCGUUAGCAACAGCAGCGCCGGGCCGCAGGGGCGCGAGAUGCGCAGCCUGCAGCCGGGCGCCGGCGCGUCGUCAGGCAAGGGGGCGCUGGACCCAUACCUGCGCGGCCCCAGUGGCGGCGGCGGCGUGGCGGCGGCGGGCGGCGCCGCGGGCGGCGACCCGCCGCGCCUGACCAACCCCGGCACCAUGGGCGUGCGCGCGGUGGCGCCCGCGUUCGACGCGGAACGGCUGGCGGAGGCGGUCAGGCGCAACACGCUUGACGGCGAGCUGCCCGCCUCGGAGCCGCCGCCGCAACUGGCGGGCGCGCCGCCGCCGGACGGCCACCACCCUCACCACCGCGGGCACGGCCACCACCACGACGGCGGCGCUGACGGCGGCGGCGAGGGCGGCGGCGACCUGCCCGACCUGCCCGACUCCAUCAAGCUGGGCCUGGGCGACUUCAUCUUCUACUCCAUGCUGGUGGGCCGAGCCGCCAUGUACGACUUUAUGACGGUGUUCGCGGCCUACCUGGCCAUCAUCGCCGGCCUGGGCCUCACGCUGCUGUGCCUGGCGGUGUUCCAGAAGGCGCUGCCGGCGCUGCCCUUCUCCAUCGCGCUGGGCGUGGCCUUCUACUUCCUCACCCGCCUCACGCUGGAGCCAUUCCUGAUCCCGCUGGCCACCAACCUGGCAUUCUUCUAGUGGCUCUAGUGCUUGACAGGAGCGGAAUAAGCAGCGCUGGGUGCGUAAACGGUUCAGGCUGUGGGGGUGUGAGGUGUUUGAACCACUGAGCGGUGCAGGUGUGCUUGCUUGGUGGUAGCUCCGGACGUAAUGUUCACUUGCCUGUAUGCGUUUCAUGCCCUGGAGUGGACAUGCGGUGCAUGCGGUACACGCGCACCGCGCUCAUAUACUCUUGGCUGGGGAGUAGCUAGCUGGUGGUUGCCCUCAGCCGAUCGCGGAGGCUUGCGCCGUGGGCGGCCCUCAAGAGCAAUGGGAAGAGGUGGUGCCGUUGCGAGCGGCUGUGCGGGGUUGGUGGGGGUGCAGGGGCGGGGCGGGGGGGUGGGGUCUCCUAGGCUGUGAUGUAGGUGUUGUGGUUCGGCACGGGAUGCGGUGGUCUGGAAGGUUCGAAAUGCAUGUUGCGUAUGGACCUCGAUAUGAAGGAGUGAGGAGGACCAGGAGGUGGAUGCAGGUUGGCCAGGGAGGGCGGUUGCUGAGCUUUGCUUGGAAUCGGUUUAGGCGGCAUACUCAUGUGUGUCAGAUACGUAGGACGGCAGCGUGCCAUUCUUGAUGGCACUAGAGUCACACUGUAAUAGGACGGAAUA